Messenger RNA from Penaeus monodon (black tiger shrimp), 955 nucleotides. Its product is annotated as replication factor C subunit 1-like. Bases 89 to 940 code for a protein of 283 amino acids. Lineage: Eukaryota; Metazoa; Arthropoda; Malacostraca; Decapoda; Penaeidae. The record is from RefSeq and is a predicted model, not a curated record. Gene Ontology annotation, biological process: DNA replication. Gene Ontology annotation, molecular function: DNA binding; ATP binding; ATP hydrolysis activity. Gene Ontology annotation, cellular component: nucleus. The transcript has 6 exons.
GUCCUUGGGCUAAAGAUGAUAAUGGUGCUUUUUUCAAAGCUGCCCUUUUUCAGGCCCUCCAGGAGUUGGUAAAACAACAACAGCACACAUGGUCUGCAAAGAAGCAGGUUAUGACUUUAUUGAGCUCAAUGCAUCAGAUGCUCGCUCCAAGCGCACUUUGGAUGAAGUUGUUUCUGAACUUCUUUCAAACAAAACUUUAGCUGGUUUCACUAAGAGCAAAGGCCAGAGUAAUACCAGUGCCAAACAUGCUUUAGUGAUGGAUGAGGUGGAUGGAAUGUCUGGCAAUGAAGACAGAGGUGGAGUUCAGGAGCUGAUCACUCUCAUAAAGAAAUCUAAAAUACCAAUCAUAACAAUGUGUAAUGACAGGAAUCACCCUAAAAUUCGUUCAUUAGCCAAUCAUUGUUUUGACCUCAGAUUCUACAAACCAAGGAUUGAGCAAAUCAGGGGGCCAAUGAUGUCUAUAUGCUUCCGUGAGGGUAUCCAAAUUAAACCUGAUGCCCUCGAUCAGAUAAUCAUUGGAUCAAACCAGGACAUAAGGCAGAUCCUUCACCAUCUAUCUAUGUGGUCAGCCAAUGAAAAAAAUCUGCAAGUUGGUGAUAUGAAGCGAGAAGCAGAAAAAGCCAAGAAAGACAUGAAAAUGGGUCCAUGGGAUGUCUGUAAAAAAGUAUUUUCAGAGGCUGACCACAAAACAAUGAGUCUCUAUGAUAAGUCUGACCUGUUCUUCCAUGAUUAUUCCAUUGCACCCCUUUUUGUUCAAGAAAAUUAUCCAAAAGCUGUUCCACAUAUUGCCAGGGGUAAUCGCCGCACCACUUUGGAACAACUUGCUAAAACUGCAAGCAGUCUUGCAGAUGGAGACUUAGUGGAGAAAGCCAUUAGGUCUAAAAAUGCAUGGUCUCUCCUUCCUACUCAGGUAAGAUAUCAAAUAUUGAGCUUUUCAUAAAAGGAAAAAGAAAGA